Molecule: messenger RNA, 2211 nt
Organism: Xiphophorus maculatus (southern platyfish)
Lineage: Eukaryota; Metazoa; Chordata; Actinopteri; Cyprinodontiformes; Poeciliidae
Gene: toe1
Product: target of EGR1, exonuclease
Exons: 8
Coding region: 221-1738 (505 amino acids)
Biological process (GO): snRNA 3'-end processing
Cellular component (GO): cytoplasm; Cajal body
Molecular function (GO): 3'-5'-RNA exonuclease activity; metal ion binding; snRNA binding
Source: RefSeq, a predicted model, not a curated record
GAAAUGUUUACGGCGAGGCUCAUUGAUGUACUCGGAAAUAUGAAGCUAAUGAACGUUAUCUGAAACCUUAUAAAGGAGACGUAAAAUCAGUAAUUAGCUAGAUAAAACAUUUUUAAUAGCUAAAAACGAUUUAUUGGGUAGUUUCCUGUGUUAAUGGAACUCCCAUGUAGCAGUUGUUAAGUUUAAGCGAAACGUUUUAGUAACAAAGUUUAGAGAAAACAUGCCAUCUUCGAUAGUAGUUCCUGUAAUUGAUGUCCAUAGUAACAAUUUCAAAGAACUAUGGCCAGCCAUGGUGGUUGCAAUUAAAACAUCAUCCUUCAUUGCGAUUGACACGGAGCUGAGUGGUCUGGGAAACAGAAAGUCCCUGCUGGCUGAAUCAAUAGAGGACAGAUACAAGGCAAUAUGUCACGCUGCUCGCUCUCGCUCCAUCCUUUCUUUGGGAAUUGCGUGUUACAAGAAGCUGGACCAAAAGCCUCCAGACUCCUACCUGGUCCAGGUGUACAACCUCACCCUGCUGUGUUCAGAGGAGUACAUCAUAGAGCCGCAGUCGGUCCAGUUUCUGGUGCAGCACGGGUUUGACUUUAACAAGCAGUACGGCAGUGGGAUCCCGUACUGCAAGGGCAACAAUAAGGGAGGUUCAGACGACCGUGGGGUCCACAUCCGAACUUUGUUUACUGAGCUGCUGCGAGCCAGGAAGGCCCUGGUGCUACACAACGGCCUCAUCGACAUGGCCUUCCUCUACCAGAGUUUUUAUGCCCACCUCCCCGAGCGGCUGGCCACCUUCACAGCCGACCUGUCGGAAAUGUUUCCCGCUGGGAUUUACGACACCAAAUACGUGACUGAAUUUGAGCUGCGGCUGACCGCCUCAUAUCUGGAGUACGCCUACAAGAAAUGCAAGCUGGAAAACAGCCGCAGUGUCACUUCUGGCUCAGCUGGACCUCACGUCCACCUGGAAUUUUGCCAGUACGCGGGUGACUUGUCCACCUACGUCGACUACAGACAAUGUCCGGCCGUAACAUCCAUAGAGGGACACACGGAUGUCUGCCAGCGCUUCUCAGCUUUCGGCUGGUGUCCAAACGGCACCAAGUGCCCGUUGUCCCACGACACAGACCUGAUCAUCCUGCAGGAUGAGAAAGGCAAAGAUGAAAAAAGGAAAAAGCGGAAGAGACGCAGGGAAAAAAAAGGGUCAUCGGAUAUAGCCGAGGACUGCUCCGCCUUCGACGGCACCCCAAAGGAUAAAAUACCAAACAUGGAAGCGGACAAGGAAGAAGCAGCCGGCGACCAAAUGGAGGCGCACGAAAAAUCACGCACCGAUGGAAACUCUCGCAUGGACGACGGGUGGGACACGAAAACCGACGACGAAGAAGAAAACGGAGUCGGUGAAGAAACGAACCCCGGAGACUCUGCGGCGAGCGCCGGAGAAGGUACCGGCGUCCGUUCUGCAGAGUCUAAGGCCGAGGCGAAGAAGAAGGCGGACGCGGGAUCGCACCGGGCGGGCUUUGACGCCCACAUGACGGGAUACAUCUUCGCCUACGCGUGCGCGCUCCUCAAGAAGGAGGCGGAGCCUGGGCCGGAAGGAGCCGACGCCGAGUCGGAAGAGUCCUGGCUCCCCAUCUGCGUCAAUAAGAUCUAUCUCAGCGGCAAGGCAGCGCCCCUCAAUGUGGUGAAAAGCACCUUCGCCAAGUCAUCCAAGGCCCACGUUCAGAAGAUGGAGAUGGUGUGGGGACAGAAGAUGUAGCUCAGUUUCUCUGUAAUGUCAUUUUAUCUCACACAAGAUGAGGUUAAUAGUAUUCGUUUUAUCAAUUUGGCAGCUACUGGUUGGAUUAGUGUGAAAAUUUGAGGAACUAUCUGAGACUGGUCGGUCCUACGAGUCUUAUCGAGCCCGGGUCAAUCGUUAAUAAAUUCAUGUUAACGAAGAAUAUGAUAGAUAACAUCGUUUUGACCAGCAAUUUUCUUUAAGCAGUUACAAUUCUUUAAAAAAUAGAUCAAAAUGUUUGGAUCAGCAGUCAGUGUUUUAUUCUCCUCCUCUGUUCAUCAAAUUAAAAACAUUGCCUUUUUUAAUCAAAUGAAUUUUCUUAAAUUUAUGUGCCAACCCAUUUAAUUAUCCGACAUUUCGCUGGAAAUGAGUUGUUUGGCAUCCACAGUUGCCAUAAUGUAGAUUUGUUGCCUCUCAUUUCUCUUGGUAAUUAAAACCUUAUGAACCCUCCGAAA